Molecule: messenger RNA, 525 nt
Organism: Naegleria gruberi
Lineage: Eukaryota; Heterolobosea; Eutetramitea; Acrasida; Naegleriidae
Exons: 3
Coding region: 1-525 (174 amino acids)
Source: RefSeq, a predicted model, not a curated record
AUGCCAGCAAGAUCACAACCAACCCCUUCAAAUCAAUAUACCUCACCAAGAUCAGCAUCUGAUCAAGAAGAAUCUGAUCAAGAAUCAACUCAAAACAAACAAACUUCACAAGGUACACCACAAAAGAAAGUAUCAAAGAAAACUUUGGAAGCAAGAAGUGAAGAAGAGCUUACUGAAAGAGAGGAAGAAGAUUUGAAAGAAAUUGGUUUGCAUUAUUGUUCAAACAUUUUAAGUAAAAAACUUUCUAAUUUAUCUCAAGGUGUUAGAGUUGCAAAAUAUGAUGAUCCUCCUAUUUCUGAACACAGUGAAGAUGAACUAACGGAUGAACAAUCUAAGAAACCAACUAAAAGGUUUGAAUCUUAUACUAAGGAUGAAAAUGGAAAGUUUUCAACUGAAGUUUGUUUUCGUGGAUCUACUGAAGAAUUUAUUACAGAAUUUCAAAGGCAUAUCAGAAACAAAUCAAGUGCUAAUUGUAACAGAAGAAUUAAUAGACGAAAUAACAUUAAACCAAUAAAUUUAGAUUAA